ACCACCCAUACGAGCGCCUCCCAUUUAAGCCACCUCCGCCACUCCCACUCCUCCUACCUCUGCUUGCUCCAUGAAAAACAAAACACCCACUCUAGCUAGCUAGCAGCCUGGUUGCAUUUCUACCUAGACCACCAGACCGGCCGGCUGCUAGCAGAUCCGUGACUCCUUGUGCGUGGGAGUUCGAGAUGGACGUGCAGGCCCAUGAGGCGACUGGCCGGAUGAGGGGCAGGGCGAGCGGCGGCACGACCACGACGAGGGUGGUGGAGAGGAAGGAGGCGGAGAGGGAGAGGAGGCAGCAUAUGAAGGCGCUCUGCGCCAAGCUCGCCUCCCUCAUCCCAAAAGAACACUUCUCCAACCCUGAUACAAUGACCCAGCUAGGCAGCCUAGAUGAGUCUGCGUCAUACAUAAAGAAGCUCAAGGAGAGGGUCGAUGAGUUGCAUCAUAGGAGGAGCUCAGCGAAAGAAAUGGCUGCCGCAAGAGGGGAUAGUGGUGCUUCAACGCCCACAACCACCCCUACCACGAGUGGCGGUGCGGGGUCACUAGAACGAGAGAAACAUUGGGAGGCAUGGGCACCGGUGCUGGAGGUGCGGCAACAUGAUGACACGAGCUUGGAUGUGGUGCUGGUAUGCAGCACAGAGAGGCCGAUCAUGCUCCACGAGGUGAUCACCAUCCUCGAGGAAGAAGGCGCCGAGGUCAUCAAUGCCAAUCACUCCAUUGCUGGCCACAAAAUAUUCUACACCAUACACUCCCAGGUUCGUACAUAUAUAGGCCUUCAGCUCAAGAAUUGGCAUAGAUGUUUCAAGUGUUUCUGAGCGACUGAGAGCAUUGGUAUGAUAGUGUGUGUGUAUAUAUAUAUAUAUAUAAAUAUAGAUGGUACAUAUGUCUAGUUAUUAAUUGCUACAAGAAGGGGAUGGAAACAUCCUUCAUUAGCUAUAUAACAUCUUCUCCAUGUUGUUUCACAACAUGAUCAUUGUACGGAAAAGGAUGUUGAUUGCUCUUUGAUCUACCACCUGGUAUAAUUUACAGUAACCAUGUCUGGUUGUCAAGGUUUGUUGCACGUUGCUGGAGUUUUUUUUUUAGAAUAAGUCUAUGUUCAUGUAUCGCUCAA
This is a messenger RNA of Triticum dicoccoides, 1108 nucleotides long. RefSeq names its product transcription factor bHLH168-like. The record is from RefSeq and is a predicted model, not a curated record. Gene Ontology annotation, biological process: regulation of transcription by RNA polymerase II. The transcript is spliced from 3 exons. Bases 186 to 812 code for a protein of 208 amino acids. Gene Ontology annotation, cellular component: RNA polymerase II transcription regulator complex. Gene Ontology annotation, molecular function: RNA polymerase II transcription regulatory region sequence-specific DNA binding; DNA-binding transcription factor activity, RNA polymerase II-specific; protein dimerization activity. Lineage: Eukaryota; Viridiplantae; Streptophyta; Magnoliopsida; Poales; Poaceae.